AAUGAUGACGUCACAGGUAGUGUAAACAAGAUGGUGGACACAAGAGCAUGUCAGAAGCCUUCCUCCAGGUUCUGAGUGGUCCACUCUUGAUCAGUUCCAAUGCAUAUCCAAAAAAUGCCUGCACAGUCGAACACAUUCAGAGGAAUACGGUCUUCCAAAUUUCGCCAUGUUUAUGGAAAAGGCACCAGGAAGGAGAGCUGCUACGAGAAUGUCCUCAUCACACAGAAGGCCCAUGAUACAGCAGCUUGUGCUGCCAACCCAAAAUUUGUUGCCAUUGCAGUGGAGGUUGCUGGUGGUGGGGCCUUCAUUGUGCUCCCCUUGGACAAGACGGGUCGUAUUGACGUGAAUACUCCGAAAGUGACUGGCCAUGCUGGACCAGUUUUAGAUCUCAAGUGGUGCCCCUUCAAUGAUAACCUUAUAGCUUCGGGUGCUGAUGACUGCACCAUAAAGUUAUGGCAUAUUCCUGAUGGGGGACUGAAGGUUAACCUUACUGAACCAUUGGCUGAUCUACAGGGCCACCAGAGACGUGUGUCUAUAGUGGAAUGGCAUCCAACAGCGGAAAAUGUAUUGUUUUCAGGUGGCUAUGAUUACCAGAUUCUUGUUUGGGACACUAGACGAGCUGCUCUUAUGCAAACGAUUGACCUUCACUCAGAUGUAAUUUAUAGUCUCUCCUUAAACCGUGAUGGGUCACGACUGGCCACUACUAGCAGAGAUAAACGUCUGCGAAUUAUUGACCCUCGUUCUGGCAAGCUUUUGCAGGAAGGUGUGUGUCAUGAGGGUUCUAAAGCAUGCAAGGCAGUAUACUGUGGAGACACUGGUCUAGUGUUCACCACAGGGUUCAGCCGCUUUAGCGACCGACAGUAUGGAGUGUGGGAUGAAAAAAGUCUAAACACACCUCUUCGACUAGAUACCAUUGAUUCAUCUUCAGGCGUCCUCACACCAUUUUACGACCAUGAUACAAGAGUUGUUUUUGUGGCUGGGAAGGGUGAUGGAAAUAUUCGCUAUUAUGAAAUCACUGACAGCCCUCCUUACUGCCACUUUCUCAGUCAGUACAUAUCAGGUGAACCUCAGCGUGGUUUUGGGGUAAUGCCCAAGAGGGGCUGCAAAGUGUCACAAUGCGAGAUAUUCCGCUUCUACAAGCUGUAUGCCACCAAGGCCAUCUGUGAACCUAUCUCUAUGAUUGUACCCAGGAAGAGCGAUCAGUUUCAGCCAGACUUGUUUCCUGACACGGCUUCCCCAACACCAGCACUAACUGCUGAAGAAUGGUUUGCAGGCACUACAAAAGGGCCAGUUUUAAUGUCCAUGAAAACAGGUAUGACAAUUAAGACACAUCGCCCUCUUCCUCUGCGGCCAACUGAGUCAUCCUCUGAUAAAAAUGCAGACAAGAAAUAUGCUUUUCUCUCUAUGGAGACACGUGCUGACUACCGACCUUUGGAGGUGGGUGUGAAGACUUCCAGUAGCACUGACAAAGACCUCAAGACAUCUACAAACUUGGACACCAAAUUUCAGGCACUUCAGAAACUCUGGGGUUGUAAUGUGAAGAAUUUGGGUGACAACAAGGAACAGUGUUCCACCAGCAGCAGUGGAAUAGAAUGUGAGAAAAUUUCCACAAAAAAUACAAUAAAUAAAAUGAAUAUCAAGACUGGAGACUCGCCCAAUAAAUUGGCAAGUUUGUGCAUGCAAGAAAAGGAAAUUCAGAUAUUGGAUAAGCCUUCUCCAAAAACAGAAUCUGAGUCCAACCCCAAUGAAUCACAGGAACCAGCUGCAGAAGAAGGUGAUCUGUAGGCUAAGGUUGUCCCAAGGUCUUGCUGCAUGGAUAGAAAUGUUUUCUGUUCAGUUUUUCUUUGCUUGAUCAUCAGAAGAGUAUAUUGUAAUGUAUUUUCAUUGUUUUUUAUAGGGAAGUCAUCAAAAGAUUUUUUUUUCAG
Cherax quadricarinatus is the source of this 1925-nucleotide messenger RNA. The record is from RefSeq and is a predicted model, not a curated record. NCBI's taxonomy places the organism in Eukaryota, Metazoa, Arthropoda, Malacostraca, Decapoda, Parastacidae.